Molecule: messenger RNA, 1989 nt
Organism: Priceomyces carsonii
Lineage: Eukaryota; Fungi; Ascomycota; Pichiomycetes; Serinales; Debaryomycetaceae
Exons: 1
Coding region: 1-1989 (662 amino acids)
Source: RefSeq, a predicted model, not a curated record
AUGACAGAGGUAUUAGAAUCGCCUUCACUGGGGUCCUUUUAUAGUGCUUUGGAGCAUGCCUUUCGCUCUAAAUCAUCUUUGGGAAGUUCGACUAAUAGGUUUUAUGAACCUAAAAAGUACCAACCAAGACAUCGGGAUCCAACAAAUCCAUUUAAUAUAAUUUAUGGAGCACCCUACUCAGCACAUCAAGAUAUCAAUAAGCUACCUGCCGAGCCACCUACGACCAAAUUUGGAAACAAGACACAUACAGAUGAAGAUAAUAGGCGCUCACAAUACCCAGCACGAGCAAAUAUACUCGAUCAAGGAACGAAUGUAAAGACUACGGGGUCUAUUAUAUCAAGAUCUGCUUCAGUUAGGAAUAGAAACCACAUAAAAGAACGAAACCACAUGGUCAAGAAACAAGACUUAAUCAGUGAUCAAAAUGAUGAACUGGGAAAGUCUAGAAAGCCAAAAAAGGCUUUAAAGUUUAGCUUCCCUGUAAAGAGAAAGACGUCGUUGAAAAGAAGACCGAAAUAUAGACCAUUGGAUCUGAUAAAUUCAAAAUUUAAUACAAUUGAAGAUCUACAAUCCUUUUGGGCCCAUAAUGAAGUUGAAUAUUUACAAAGAGAAAUGCUUCCCAAAUACGUUCAGUUAUUCGAAUAUGCCAGACUUAUGAAUAUCCAGCCAGUCCUUAAAAACAUGAAGGCUAGGAUUCAGUUUCUUAAUAGAGUUGACUUCGAAGUCUUUCCACAUCAUGUCAGCUCCAAAAUUAUCACACAUCCCCAUGAUGAAACUUUGAAAGAAAAUAAUACCCAGAGCUAUCCUCGAAAUCAACGAAGUAGCAAAUCUUUUAGUUUAGUUGAGGCUGCAUUCGCGAGAUACAAGGAUACUGUCUUCAAUAGAAAAGCUAACGUGGCACCUAAGUUUAAUGAAGUUUAUGAUGACAGUUCAGAUCAAGGAUUAUUAACAUCAGCAGAGAUGGAAAAUGUCAAUAGGAGACUCUUGUGGGAAGUUUUACUCAGAAGAACCAUAGCAGCCAAGAUUCAGUAUAGACUAUCUCAUAACAGCUUCAAUUUAUCUCACGAAAGGUCACACCCGAAAAUCAAUCUGAAAUCAUAUUCCCCUAAGACAAGACCUUCAGAUUUUGAGAAAUUUAAUCCAGAGUAUAACCGUGAGACAUCACUCGAUACUACUGAUAUAAUGCAACACAACGCUUCUUUGAUAUCAGGUAUGCUUCCAUCACCUCAGCUUAGCGACCCUUCUGACAUUUUUGGCAGCCUUCUUCAUAGAGAUGAAAGUUUAGUGGGUCGCAAUUACAGUAAUAAUACUAGAGACAAGAGCCAGAGUCCCACCUCGUCAUCAGUUUACUCCUCUCCACAAUCAGGUAGGGCCUCAACAAAGGAGGGAGUCAAGGCGUCUCCUGAACUGUUAUUCAUUAACAAUUUCAACAAAACUUACUUUGCUCAAUAUGGAAAGAGUGAUAACUUUGGUGAUGGAAAGUUAGUUAGCUCAAGUUCCUAUAGAAUCAAACCAAUCAACAGAUCAGUUGGGACAUUAUCAAGUUCUGAAAUAUCGUCAGACUCCCUUACUCAUAGUAUGCCCUUCGAAAGGGUACAAGAAAAAAUACCGAGUCCAUCUUCACCACCGAAACAUCUUACAGAUAAACUGCAUGAUGAAAAAUUAGACAAAAACACCUCUUAUACCGAGGACGCAUUGGUGGCGUAUAGUAAUUGGAAUGAAUCUGACGUGACUACAAGUCAAAGUCAUGGCUUCAAAAGAGAUCCUGGAGAUGCUCACAGAACAACAAACAUGAAUAUUGGAUCUUCACGUAAUCUUCUUCCGAAAAGUAGCGAAAAGCUCAUGAAUACUUUAAGGAAAUCGGAUAAUGGCUAUCAAGUUGUAAAACCAACGAUGCCUGUUCAUCCCCAUACAAACGAUAGUGUGGAGAUAAUCUCUUUGAAAGGAUCUAUAUCCGAGGCCACAUCUUCGACUAAUUCAGCAACAACUUAG